AUGACUGGAUACACUCUUUACAACUAUAAGCCAUCAUUGGUUGCCGCCAUUGUGUUCAUCAUUCUUUUCCUCAUUGCAACCGUGGCUCACAUCGGCAUGGCCAUCAAAACAAGGACGAAAUUCAUCAUCGCCUUCAUCAUUGGUGGUUUCUUUGAGGCGAUCGGCUAUGGCGCACGCGCUGUGAAUGCGCAUCAGGCGCCAGACUAUACCACUAUGCCAUACGCCUUGCAAAGUCUCUUUAUUUUGCUUGCACCCUCACUGUUUGCCGCUUCUGUUUAUAUGAUUCUUGGUCGUAUCAUUCGUGCUACUGAUGGAGACUCGAGAUCUCUGAUUCGGGCAACGAGGUUGACCAAGAUCUUUGUGCUGGGUGAUGUUCUGUCUUUCUUCAUCCAAAGUGCCGGUGGUGGUCUUAUGUCGGGUGCUAAGACCGAGAGCAAGCUCAAACUCGGCGAGAAUGUGAUCAUCGUCGGCCUGAUUGUUCAAAUUCUGUUCUUCGGAUUCUUCAUUAUUGUUGCCUGUGUGUUCCAUCAAAGAAUGGCGGGAAACCCUACCACAACCGCUAUGGGCACAUCCAUUGACUGGCAAAAGUAUCUCAUGGUGUUGUACUUUGUGAGCACCUUGAUCAUGGUCCGGUGUAUCUACCGAGUGAUCGAAUAUAUCCAGGGCUCCACCGGAUUCUUGCAGAGCCAUGAGUAUUUUGCCUACGUUUGCGAUUCCAUGCUCAUGAUCUUCGUGAUGAUCACCUUCCUGUUUUUCCACCCCAGCCAGAUCAUCGACCGGGGACAGACCAAGAUCGACGAAACUGAACUCAUGUACGGGCGACUGCCUUGA
This is a messenger RNA of Penicillium nucicola, 831 nucleotides long. RefSeq names its product RTA1 domain-containing protein. The transcript is spliced from 2 exons. Lineage: Eukaryota; Fungi; Ascomycota; Eurotiomycetes; Eurotiales; Aspergillaceae. The record is from RefSeq and is a predicted model, not a curated record. Gene Ontology annotation, cellular component: membrane. The coding region runs from base 1 to 831 and encodes 276 amino acids.